CCAUGGCGUCCCGUCGACCAAACAAACAGACGCGCGUCCACGCCCGUCCGUCGCACCGACUAACCUCUCCGUCGGCGGCCACCCGGCAGACGGGCGGCAGGACCAGGGUCACGAUGGCGAGCUCGGGGUCCACCGCGGCCGGCGCGCUGCCGGUGCUGUUGCUGCUGCUGCUUACCUUCACAGGGGGUCACGCGGUCCAAGUGCAGGGCGCCGGGCUGGCGGAGACGUCGUCGGCGUCGUCCCCCGGCGGCGCGCCGCGGUACGUGAUGGCGGGCCAGGGCGCCGUCCUGGAGUGCCGCUUCACCCUGGAGCCCGGCGAGCAGCUGCAGGGCGUGACCUGGACCAAGGACUCGCACCUCGUGUACCGGUGGCUGCCGGGGCGCGGGGCCGCCGCCGCGGGCCGCACUCUGGCUUUCGGCGCGCUCGAGGACGCCGUCGUGGACGCCGCCCCGGACGGGAGCCCCGGCUGGAACGUGCGCAUCGCGCGGGCCACCACGGCCAUGGCGGGCAACUACUCGUGCAGCGUGCACACGGACCGCGGCAGCGCCGCGUCCCGCCGCUUCCACUUCGCCGUGCUCCUGGUCUGCAAGGCGCGCAUCGAGACGGAGGACUCGACGGGCGUCAACUGCACCGUCGGCUGGCGCGUCACCUGCGCCAGGGUGUUCCCGGACCUCAACCUGACGGCCGGCGUGUUCGACCCGGAGCAGGGCAGGUUCUUCGACCGCGUCACCGAGUGGACCAAGGUGGUGUACUCGGACAACACCUACGGCUACAACGCCUUCAAGAGCUACCACGUCGCCGAGAUUCCAAAGUCCUCCGUCUUCCUGUGGAGCCUGAGCUUCCAGGACCAGACGCCUCUCGUGUCGGGUAACGUCUCGUCCGGAGCCGUGCACCGCGCCUGGGCGGGCUACAAGGGCUGCGCCGAGCCGCCCGCCCCACGCGAGCCCACCCUGCAGGUGCAGGUGGAGUACGCGCGGGCGGGUCCGGACCACGACUGCAGCAGGGGCCCGCAGGGGCCGAGCGCUGGGAGCGCCACCAGGGCCGUGUACACGUGCGCCAACGAGAUCCCGGACCAGGUAGCCGCCAAGGAGCUCGUCUGUUCCGCCGGAGAGUGGGUCGAAGCAGAACCCGGGGCGCCGUGGCCCGAGUGCUGAAGCGGGAGGACAAGUCUAUUGUCUUCAAGGACAGCUUCUCACAAGAGUAAUGAGAAGGCGUAGAAGCGAAGGAUGUGACGGUAGGGUCGUUGGACAAGUCCAACUUAAAGCUGUAUGGCGAAACUUGUGUCAAAUAUACUUGAUAUAGCAU
Messenger RNA from Frankliniella occidentalis (western flower thrips), 1305 nucleotides. RefSeq lists its product as uncharacterized. NCBI's taxonomy places the organism in Eukaryota, Metazoa, Arthropoda, Insecta, Thysanoptera, Thripidae. The transcript has 6 exons. Bases 3 to 1154 code for a protein of 383 amino acids. The record is from RefSeq and is a predicted model, not a curated record.